Kockovaella imperatae is the source of this 3373-nucleotide messenger RNA. RefSeq lists its product as hypothetical. Lineage: Eukaryota; Fungi; Basidiomycota; Tremellomycetes; Tremellales; Cuniculitremaceae. The coding region runs from base 333 to 2891 and encodes 852 amino acids. The transcript has 2 exons. The record is from RefSeq and is a predicted model, not a curated record.
UACUCACUCUUCCACCUCGAGCCCCCCUCAAUGGCUCCUUCGUCGGGAGAUCUGUCUACUGUUCGUUCAUCCACACCCUACUCGACGACGAAGCGAGCGAUAGCACCCGAUCAUUCUAUCGAGCGCCCCGAUAGGCGAGCUCAUCUAGGUCCUCGUUCUUACUCUACGUUACACGGCGCGACAGACUCCUAGACACACCAUUGCCACUGCCUAUCCGCUCGACUUCGUCCUUCCAGUCGCAAAACACUCAAUCAUUGGAUGCUCAUAUGAGCGAGAACACAGACUGUAGCCGUCCAGCCGACCCCUAGCAGCUUGUACACGAUCUAUCCGACAUGACGUCUGAUGACGGUCAAGGGCUUGUACCUGCACCUAAGAAGUGGAAAGGCAAGGGUAAGGAAAAGGCCUGCCCACUUCUACCGGAUGAGGUGUGGAGAAGAGUCUUUGAGAUCCUCUAUGAUUCCUACCACCAAGACUGGCAACAUGAAAUCCCCCUCACCACCUCGCUUAGCCCCCUUUUGAUAUGCAAAGAUCUCAACAAAAUCGCUCUCUCAGUCCUUUAUGCGCACCCUCACAUCCAGUAUGGCGCCAUCCCAAGCUUUAUCACUUCCAUUUCCUCCCCUAACGAGAGCUCGAACACGCGUCGGUCCUACGUACACGAUAUCACCUUAAACCCCUCACCCACAUUCUACGAGCUAUGUACCGGAAAGGCUCCAGGCAUCCAUCCUAGCUUGGACACCUUACUGCCUCUUCUUCCAACCUCACUCAAUUCAAUCACGCUCAAAGAGAUUUUGAUCACCAGGCCAUCCAGCGCUCAAUAUCUCUUCGAUGCGUUGGCUCUCGUCAGACCUCGAAAGGCUCGUUUGGAAAUUCGCCUAUGGGAUCUGAGCAGAUCUCCAAUCGGUCGAGAUCUUUACACCCUUUCGAAAACAGGUCCAUACCGCGCCAACCUCCGAGGAUGUCCCCGGAACGAUGCCCAAGAAUGGGAGAUCAACGGACCAAAUGGCGAGACUCCGCAAGCUACAGAUGUGAAGUGGUUUCAGGAUAAUUGGCUGAGGGCGAUGAACAGCAAUCAAGAGCUUGAGAUCCGCAUCGGGCUGUUGGACGAUGACAGAGAAGCUUGGGCUCAACAGCAGGCUCAAGUCGCAGCUAAUGCGGCAGCCCAACGGCAGCUCUUACAGGCUGACAGAGAUCGAAUGCUAGCAGGAGCAGCAAACGCGAUGGGGGGACUACCUCCUAGAUUCGGCCGAGGUAGAGAGCCCCCAGCCUUUCCUCCUGGUGCGAACAGUCCACAUAAUCCCCCUGGCACCGAAGGCGCCCGGCCUACAGCCGAAUCUGGGAUUUCUCCGGCGUCCUCGAGUAUUCAGUCUGCCAGCUUCACUCGGACCCCGACGUCUUCUCAGCCGGCAGCAGAUGUCAUGAGGGCUUCAUCCGGCGCAGAUGGCUCUGCUGUCAACAUCGAAGACGGCUCUGAUCGGCUGCUUGGCGCGGGCUACCAGUCAGGCUCCGCGAAUGCCUCUGAAGAGGACGCUACUGAGGUUGCUGGACAUCGAAGGGAAUCGCCUGAAACGCAAACCACUGCAACAGCACCAAACACCGUCGCGAGCGGCGCAGCUUCAACAGUUCAAGGUCAUCCCAAUGUGUCUGCGGUACCGGGUAGUGAGACAGUCCGUCCGUCUAGGACAUCUCGCUCAUGGUCACCUAUCGGAUACCCCGUCCGGCCUGAAGACAAAGACAGGACUUCCGAUCCCAAAGCCUGGCUGGAGAGGUUCAGCAAGCGUAUCGAGGAUGACGGUCGAGCUCCUCCGGGAUUUAGGUGGAUUCCGAAAGGCGAAAGGCCACCAGCCGAGGAACCUCGUCCACCUGUGACUUGGUUCAUCACCCCAGAAGCGGAGAAGGGUGAGGAGGCCCAAGCUACACAACCGUACAAGGCGACGCUGGGAGAGUCAAAGGAGGAUCCCCCUACGAAUGGCAUUCUUCGCGGAAAGGACUGCGGGGAGUCACUACCAGGAUCCUCCCAGGCCGCAGAAUCCGAGCGAGAGCCAAGACUUGGAGAUACUGCAUCGACUCGACAAUCUGAUGACAUUCAAGCAGCAUUCAACGGCUCCGCGAUGCGGCAAGCCACCGGCGAGGCUACCGAAGAUGUACCUGGCGAUAGCCUCGAUGAUGGCACCUCGAAUCUGUUGGCUUCUGCAACAUCCUCAUCCACAGUGCCUCCGCCCAAUCCUGUCUCUAGUAUGGGUACCACCGUCCCUGGUCCUGGACUAGUUCCUGCUCCCCAGGGUACCAUCGCUAAUCCUGGUCGGUUGCCACCUCAUCUUGCCGUCCAUGCCCCGCGUGCCAAGGAUCUGCCUCAUAUCAUCAGAGACGCUCUUUACCAAUUGUUGGAAUCGCACUGGAUGCCACACCUCCAGGCACUGUCUUUGGUCGCGCUUGAUCCAAUGGCGUCGAUCGUUGCGACCGCGCCUCGACUGGACUUCUGGAACCGCGUCGCUGUACCGAGAAUUCGGGUUCAUCUACCUCGAGGCAUCAACUCGCUUGCCGUUUUCAAAGGGUCAAAAGAGGUGCUACGUGAGCGGCGAAGUAGGGAUCGCCUCGAUGCGCCGCAGAACCAGGCUCCGCUUCCCGUUGUGCCUGCGGGAUUGAGGCCUCAACAACAACCUCAAGAAGAAACACCGGAUACUACAAAUGAUCACUUGAUUGUCGGGGGCGAUGGUCAGGGAGGCGGUCUCAUUCACGAGUCGAACCGACUCUUUGAGAUCGAAGUCAACAGUCAAGAUGAGAUGGACGACUUGUCGUGGAUCCAUGCUGGGGAUCAGUUGCCACCACAGGCAUGCAGGAUUCUGGCGGGGGUGCACGAUUGGAACGACGUGCCUGUCGGUCAGUCGAGGUGACUGCAACAAAAUUCUUGAUGAUGACUGAUCCUCUUUGCAGUCUUUCACGAGCCUUCUCCAGGCUGUGACCGCGAAUCUUCGCUGGAACCUGGAUCCGCUGACACGUCGCAGUUCGCAUCGCCUACAUUCUCCUGGGCAGAGGAUUCAAAUGAGGAUGCAAUGAGCGAGGCCAAUCUCGAUAUGAUGAAUCACGCUGGAUCAACGUAUGAUGCAGAAGCUGCGAGAGCGCAGCUCAACAGACGAUUGACCAGGUUGAGAGAGGAGACUACGGCCGAGGAUCGGGAUGAGGAGUUGGAGUGAGAGCAAUGUUGGGAGAGCCCAAGUUGGGCCUGUAAGAAUCACGAUUUGACGACCCCGUUACGAUGUUCCUCCAAAGAUCACAGCCUAUAAUUCUAAAAUGUCAGUCAUACGUGACUGGAAGCUGUGGCUUGACUUACAGGUCCUGAACACUUAAUGUGUAUGCAAACCCAUUGUACAUGUCU